AUGGCUAACAACGUGACCGCUACCAGAGAAGCUACAAGGCGUACUCACACUUACAGUUUCCAUCGCGAAGGCUUGAUUCAGUUGGGGCAAUUGGGUGGAUUGAUCACUGGUCAUAAUAAAACUGUGUUCACUGAGAAUUACGGAAACAUCUUGACCCUUUUGGACUCCCACGUCGACGAAUGGGGUUUAUCUACUCUUCUCCAGUUCUAUGAUCCUGACUUGCGUUGUUUCACCUUCUCAGGCUAUCAGUUGGCUCCCACUCUCGAGGAGUACUCUCACUUUCUCAAUAUCAAGAUUCAGCACAAGGUUCCUUUCGUGUGUGUCCCAGAGAAACCUGAUUUGAACAACAUUGCCAACGCUCUUUAUUUGAGCAUAGAAGACGUUCUUGGGAAUUGGAAGAAGAAUGGUAACACUCAUGGUUUCUAUAUGAGUUUCUUGGUUGAGAAGGCCCAAGAGUUGGCCAACAAAAAUAUGUGGGAGGCCUUCAACGCCCUUCUGGCCGUUUUGAUUUAUGGGAUCGUGAUGUUCCCUAACAUUCACAAGUUCGUUGAUCUGGCUGCUAUAUGUCUUUUUGUGGAGAAGAAUCCGGUCCCUACUUUGCUAGCCGAUACGUACUAUUCUGUUCACUCUCGAUAUGGGAAAGGAGGAGCCAUAAGAAAUUGUUUUCCGUUGUUAUACACCUGGUUUAAGUCCCACCUACCUACAAGUGGUCCUUUCGUUACUUCUACUCAGAAAUGGCAUCAAAGGAUCAUGGGGCUUACUGGAAAUGACAUUGUCUGGUGUCCUACUGGGAUGGACGUAGAGAAGGUUAUAACUAGUUGUGGUGCUUUUGACAAUGUUCCCCUCAUAGGAACAAAAGGUAUAGAAAAAGUGGUGAGUGCCUGGAAUGACAUCCAUACAAGUGAUCAGAUUUCUCUAGGUGAAAAGAAUGCCGUUGCCAAACAAGCCUACACGGAUUGGGUUGAGGAUAGAGUUAAAGAUCGUCUGUUGCCUUUCCCGAAGGUUAAUCCAUUGUACAAGCAACCACCUAAGGUUCCAACUGCCAUUAUGCCUGCUGAGAAUUGCAUCCAAGUAGAUAUGGAAUGCACCCAAUUGCACGAAAAGAAGUCAGAUGCGCAACCGAAACAUUGUCUUGUGGGCCAGAAAAGAGUUGAGUUGACACACGAAGCCAAAAUGCUGAAGGGAGGAUCUUCCAGAGUUCAAAAGAGGGCUAGAACGGAAAAAGGUGAAAAAGACACUACUAGGAACAAUCCUCCGUUGUUCAAGGGCACUAGAGAUGAACUUAAUGCUGCUGGUGUAGCAAUUACUUGGGCUGUGUUCAAGAGAGAAUUCCUGAGAAGGGGCUGUAGUGACGGAACUGUGUCCGUAGGUAAAACAUUGCCUCUAAAACAACAGCCAGAGGUUGAAGGUGAUGCGUGGCAUGAUACUAGUGGCCGGUUUGAAAUCUGGCGCAUUGUCUUCAAACCAAAGCUCUCUCUUUGA
Molecule: messenger RNA, 1482 nt
Organism: Vicia villosa (hairy vetch)
Lineage: Eukaryota; Viridiplantae; Streptophyta; Magnoliopsida; Fabales; Fabaceae
Exons: 4
Coding region: 1-1482 (493 amino acids)
Source: RefSeq, a predicted model, not a curated record